AUGAAUGGAAUGCAGGCAAAUCCAUCAAAAUGCAAAGUCAUCACUUACACCCGAAAGCAUGAACCGAUACGGUUUGAGUACUCGAUGGACUCUGCGAUGCUGCAGAGAGUUAACUCCAUUAAGGACCUUGGAAUAACUCUAGAUAGCAAACUGAAGUUUAAUGAGCACAUUUCCAAGACCAUUGCGAAGGCCAAUUCAAUGCUUGGCUUCUUGCGCCGCAAUACCGCUGAUUUCGAUGACAUCUACGCCCUAAAAGCAUUGUAUUGCUCGCUGGUUCGCAGCGGCCUUGAAUAUGGAGUUCAAAUCUGGGCCCCGUAUCGCGGUGUUCACGAACUGCGAAUCGAAAAUGUUCAGAAACG
Messenger RNA from Aedes albopictus (Asian tiger mosquito), 359 nucleotides. RefSeq lists its product as uncharacterized. The annotation marks the transcript as partial. Lineage: Eukaryota; Metazoa; Arthropoda; Insecta; Diptera; Culicidae. The transcript has a single exon. The record is from RefSeq and is a predicted model, not a curated record.